Trypanosoma rangeli is the source of this 550-nucleotide messenger RNA. RefSeq lists its product as uncharacterized. The record is from RefSeq and is a predicted model, not a curated record. The transcript has a single exon. NCBI's taxonomy places the organism in Eukaryota, Euglenozoa, Kinetoplastea, Trypanosomatida, Trypanosomatidae. The annotation marks the transcript as partial.
AUGGGGAUGAGCAUGUACAGCACGCAAUCGUAUGAUCCCACUAUUGUGUAUCCCCCCCAUUACGAUUUUGGAUACUCCAUUGACUGUAUUUGUACACCACAGCUUCGGACAGCUACACAGUACUUGUUAUGUGAGGUGACUGUACACCGCGGCAUUGCACGUGGUCGCUUGGCCAAUGCCACGAGUGACCCCAAGGAGCCCCUAUCGCACCUUGAGCCUUGUUUGUUUGAGUUUAUCAAAUUACGUUUGGCGAUUUUGGCGUUGGUAGCAAAACCAAAGCAUUACGUGGUGGACCACCAGUUUGAUGGGGGAAAUCGGUACGGCAGCUGCCUAAUUCAUCUCUUUCCCUCACCACUUGACCCCGAACUUAUUGACCACGAGGUACAGCACAUCGAACUGGACCUUGACCUGGUGCAGAGGUGGAUGAAGCACCACUACGACCACCGUGUGGCGCCGAGACGAUUCGUUUUUUUUUUUUUUGUUAGAGUCAAGCUUCUCCUUUCUACGUCCUACUUGUCUGUGUCAAUAAUAUACAUAUAUGUUAUCCUCC